This is a messenger RNA of Paralichthys olivaceus (Japanese flounder), 1354 nucleotides long. RefSeq names its product cAMP-responsive element modulator. Gene Ontology annotation, cellular component: transcription regulator complex; nucleus. Gene Ontology annotation, molecular function: DNA-binding transcription factor activity, RNA polymerase II-specific; RNA polymerase II cis-regulatory region sequence-specific DNA binding. The record is from RefSeq and is a predicted model, not a curated record. Gene Ontology annotation, biological process: regulation of transcription by RNA polymerase II. NCBI's taxonomy places the organism in Eukaryota, Metazoa, Chordata, Actinopteri, Pleuronectiformes, Paralichthyidae.
GGAGACUCUGAAGGGAACACUUUCUGUUGGAAAGCUUGGGGAGCAGAUACAGAAUGGCUGUAACGGGGGAUGAGACAGAAACAGGCUCCACAGGUGACUUCACCGCCUGCCAGCUGCACAAACCCAGCUCCAGCCUCCCGCAGGGGAUGGCAGGGGCCAGCCCUCACGGCUCCAAGAGAGCAGGAGAGGAUGCUGUACAAAAGAGAGCGCUCCGCUUGAUGAAGAACAGGGAGGCCGCCCGGGAGUGUCGACGAAAGAAGAAGGAAUACGUCAAAUGCCUCGAAAAUCGCGUGGCCGUGCUGGAAAAUCAAAACAAGACUCUGAUUGAGGAGCUCCGAGCCUUGAAAGACAUCUAUCGACACAAAGUCGAGUGAAUCCUCAGAGCGGCGGAGGAGCCUCGAUUGCGUGGAGCUGUGUUGUCUGUUUCUGCGGGAUGUCUUGAGGGACUCUGGUUUUGCUCAUGUGCAAACACUCACAUGAACAUGCGCUCGCACAAAGUUGUCUUUUGCUGUUAAAUAUGUUUACAUGAUGAUGUCAAUGUCUCUGGCUCCGAAAUCGCCUGGGCGCCACAACCAGCAACAACAACAACCUUGUUCCAGGUCAGGGUGGUUGUCGGUGAGCUUAUGUCCCUUUGCACAGGGAGGCUGUCGGAGGGAGCAGGGGGACAAUGGGGACCACCUGCCUUACUGAGAGAAACUGAAGAAGCAGUGAUUCAUCACUAAGCUCUACAUUUUCCAUUCCUUUAGGAUUAGUUUUAAAAUUUGUCUGUCUGAGAUCUAUUAUAGCAGCUGAUCAGUUUUGUGAUGCGUUUUUUGCUACGACCAAACGAUCAAAGAGGAUCUGCUCACCCCCUAUCAGUGUUUGUGUUGUUUGUCAGCCCACCUUAAAUAUCCUAAUGCAAGCACAGGAUUCAACACCCACUGAUCCACCAUAUUUAACAUAGAGACAAUACCAACAUCUCUUCAAUGACUCUUCUGCUCCUAACCUGUGGCAUUGCUAUUUAUUUAAGCAAGUUCACUUUGCAUUUCUGUUAUUGUUUGUACAAAAAAAAGCAUUUGUGUUAAUAUGUGUAAGAGUAGUCAGUCUGCCAGUCUACAUUUAUGUGACUCUUCUUUUUUUAAUAUAUUUGAUGCUGAAAUCUUAAGCUUUUAGCUUCAGCAUUGUUGUUUUAUUCGUCUGUAACACAUCAGCAGCGGUCUUGUUAUCUCAACGCCAUAGUUAAAGGUUAAAGGUACAGUGUGUAGAAUUUUGUGAUAUCUAGUGUUGAAGUUGCAUGUUGCAGCUGAACACCCCUCACCUCAGCCUCCUCUUCCAAACAUGGAAAAGAACCUGUGGAAGCUUCAGUUGUCAUAAA